CUCUCUCUCCCUCCCUCUCUCUGUCUCUCUCUCUCUCUCUCACUCGUUCCUCUCAUUCAGCUCAGUACAGUUGAUGUUUGUGUUUUGGACCAAACUCUGGAUAAAAGACGAUCAGGAAUCAAGUUUGAGGCAACCAGACGUGGGCGACCAUGUUGGGUCAGAACAUACGGUUGCAGCCGGUGCCGAUCCAGAGUCUGUCGGAGCUGGAGCGAGCCAGAUUACAGGAGGUGGCCUUGUACCACCUAGAGGAGCGCGACUUUGACUUCAAGAUCAGCAUCCCACGAGAAACACGUAAACGGAGAAAAUCUCUGCGCAGGAAGUUUGACUCUUUUUCAAAGGAGAAGAAAGAACGAGAAUCUGCUCCCAAAGCGUUCGGCGUCCCCCUGUCUCAGGUCAUCGGCAACGACCGCGCGUACAAGCGUCGUCAGGACGCUCUGAAGGAGAGCAGGCGAGACUGCCUGGACCUGGAGGCCAGCGUCCUCCGCUUUCGAGCCCAGAAACGACAGUUCUUCAACGGGAACAAACCUCUGGUCGUGUCCCCGCCGCUGGUCGGCGCGGGCGGAAAUGCGACACCUGCCUCUAACUCUGCGGCAACAAACAAACCGCUGUCGCCAACGUUUCUGGACAACGUGGGCCGAGGACAGAGGAGGGGAGGUCUGUCCGUCGACUCCAUCUCAGACCUUGUAGAGAGUCAGUCUCGCCUGUUGGAGGCGCUGCAGCUCUCUCACCCAGCCGAGCUGGAGCUGAAGAAGUCCCAGAGCGAUGGGUCGUCGGAGGGACGGAACCAGACCAAACUGAGCCUGAACCCCAUCUACAGGCAGGUUCCUCGGGUGGUGGAGCGGUGCUGCAGUCACAUCGAGAACCACGGUCUUCAGACUGUGGGAAUCUUCCGAGUGGGAAGCUCCAAGAAGAGAGUGAGACAGCUGAGGGACGACUUUGACGUGGGCGUGGACGUCCAGCUGGACGAGGAGCACAGCGUCCAUGACGUGGCCGCUCUGCUGAAAGAGUUUCUGCGGGACAUGCCCGACCCUCUGCUGUCCAGAGAGCUUUACCCGGCCUUCCUGCACGCCAACCUGAUGAGAGGAGCAGAGCAGAUCAACUACCUGCAGCACCUCCUCUACCUGCUGCCUCCCUGCAACUGUGACACGCUGCUGCGUCUCCUCACCUUACUGCACACGGUGCAGAGCUUCGCUCAGGACAGCAUCGGAACCAACGACGAGGAGAUUCCCGGGAACAAGAUGACGUCGGCAAACUUGGCCGUGAUCUUUGGUCCAAACCUGCUGCAGAAAGAACGAGGAGGAGACGUGAGUCCUCAGGCCAUGGGCAUCGAAGACAGCACGGCCAUCAUCAGCGUCACACUGGUCCUGAUCCAGAACUACAGGAGACUCUUCACGGUCUCUGCAGAGUUGCAGCAGGAAGUCCUCAUGAGUCUGAUCCAGACUGACCCGGACAUCAUUGACUACCUACUGCGCAGGAAACUCAGCAGCAGCAGUCACCUGACCGCAGACGGCAGCGGUCGCCGGGACACGGGGGCGUCGCUGGACUCUGUGGGGGCGUCCAGCGGGAGUCUGUCCCCCCUGGAACCGCCCUCGCCGCUUUUCCCGCCCGACGGCAGCGGCGCUGACGGAAGUUUGAGCAGCGAGAUUUUUCUCAAUGUCCUCAAACUGAACCAGAACCGGAAACGACACGAGAGCAGAUACGGAGGUGACGUCUCUGCAGGUAAAUCCAUCCGACACAUGCGUCAGUUCCACUCUCAUCACAACCUCCUCAGCCUCUCACAGCCUUCGUCCUCCUCCUCCUCGUCCUCAUCCUCUGGACCCCUGGCGUCGGCUCUGAGCUUCAGCAGCUGCAGCUGCUCCAGCCUCGGUGUCUCCUCUGACAACAGCGCCGCCGUGUGGGUGCGCCAGGCGUCGCACGACGACGGCAACAAAUCCUCGUCCUCGUCCAACUUCUGGGACUUCUUCACCGGGAAAGGCUCGAGCUCAGAGACCGUGGUAUGACGAGGACAGAUUAUCUUGAGAUAAGGAAUUCUCGUGUUUCCGCUGGGUUUUUUUUUUUUUGAAGGAAAAACAAACCAGGAAGGACUUUUUAUUUUUUAUUUUUAAGCUCAAAUUUUGUUUUUGUUUUUUAUACGAACGAGAAGCAAAAGAAGGAAAAGCGAUGAUGUGGACGUUCUAAUUCUAAUGUACAGUAUAUAUAUAUAAAAUGUUUAUAUAAUGUUGUAUUCAGACUAACAGUAGCUGCACGAGCUUCACUAACAUUCAUCUGUAAAGACAUCAAUAAUCAAUAAUCAAAGAUCUCUGAUGACUGACAACGAAAACUUAUACAAAUAAACUUUAAAACAGUU
Molecule: messenger RNA, 2347 nt
Organism: Solea solea (common sole)
Lineage: Eukaryota; Metazoa; Chordata; Actinopteri; Pleuronectiformes; Soleidae
Gene: arhgap36
Product: Rho GTPase activating protein 36
Exons: 12
Coding region: 150-2000 (616 amino acids)
Biological process (GO): signal transduction
Source: RefSeq, a predicted model, not a curated record